Alternaria atra is the source of this 951-nucleotide messenger RNA. RefSeq lists its product as uncharacterized. Bases 1 to 951 code for a protein of 316 amino acids. The transcript has a single exon. The record is from RefSeq and is a predicted model, not a curated record. NCBI's taxonomy places the organism in Eukaryota, Fungi, Ascomycota, Dothideomycetes, Pleosporales, Pleosporaceae.
AUGUUGCCCAAGGCCUGGCUGUCAGUCUUCGUCCUCACGGUCGCAUCGUCGGCCUUUACCCUUGAGGAUCUUCACAUGGACGGCAUCAAUCAGUACAUCCACCAGGGCAAGAGGCAAGACGCCGAAGGCACCGGCGCCUCAUCAGCAUCCGCCGCACCCGCUACAUCAUCGGCUGCACCACCAGCUUCAUCCGCCGCUCCUCCUGCCACAUCGUCCGCUGCGCCGCCUCCAGCAACGUCAGCAACUCCCCAACCAGACCCCCCCACCACCAACAAUCCAGCGCCGUCGAACGAUCCCACAUCCGACGCUCCUGCGCCUUCAACUCCCGCAGCGACACCCACUACCGAUGGCGGAAACAACAACAACAGUAAUAACAACAACAACGACAAUACUCAAACAAGCGCGGAAGGUACGAGUGCCACUGGGGGUGGUGGCAGCGUUGGUAAUUCAGCAACCCCCACCCGGGAGGCGAGCUCUUCCGUAAGAACGACACCGAUUGUCAGGACUACCCCACUCGUUUCGACCUCGUUUUCAGAGUACACCACGACUGUUACCUCAACCCUGGAGAAUGGUCAAGUUACCACCGCGACCUCGACGGGCACUAGCACUUCCCUUACCACCACUGGUCAAGCCGUCGUUACAGACCCACCCACCGCACAGGCAGGCGACAGUGACAACGGCGGUGGCAUCAGUGAUUCCAACAAGAAGGUUAUUGGAGGUGUUGUUGGUGGUGUAGGCGGUGCCCUCCUCCUCGGUGGCAUCGCGCUCGUCUUCUGGCGCAUGAAGAAGCGCCAAGCGCGCGUCCACGAAGACGACGACGACCUUAUGGCCGGCACUGGCUCAGCCCUCGGUGACAAGCCCCAGAACGGUACUGGCUCAUCACCCUUCCAGUCGAACCUCGAGCAGUACCACAACCCUGGAGGACGCCCCAAUGCGGCUGCCAAUUUCUAG